AUGGCGCCGACAAGUGCCUACAUAGCAAUUCGACUGAUUGAUCCUCUCUUGCUAGAUUGCGUCAAGGCACACGAGCUCCUGACCCGUGUCGACAAUCUUGAUGAGGGACUUUCCCAUUCUGCAGAUCGAUUGGAGGCUCCAUUGAUCGGCAUCGAGAAGAGUCUAGUGGGCAUCCUAGUCCUCCUCCUCAAUCGAACUGAUCGCCUCCGCCACCCAUUUCGAGAAACGAGUCGCGAGGAGAGUUGCUUCAAGGCGGCCCUUCGUGGAUGUUCAAAUGUCAUGGCAACAAUCAUCUACAAUCUGAACCUUCUCGCUGCUAGAAAGUCUCCUAUCGUGGCCACCUGGGAUGAUUCCCAGAUACUUUUGGAAGUCUACCAGAAUGCUCUAUUGGAACUUUCAGGCAUGCUCAGUCCGACCGGCCCAUCAACAUCAGAUUUCCUUGAAAAAAUCAACAAGAACAACAAUCAGGCAUCAAGGCUAAAACGGAUCGUUGACGAUCGUCAGAAGCAAGAGCAGCCCACUAAAGCGAGAGAUCAGGGGCAAAAAGACCGCCCAGCCGAUGUGCACCCAGAAGCUCAAGCACCAAAAAAAGAGCAAACCAAUGGAACAAAGGCUACUGCUAAUACCGCAACAACACAAGCUUCGGUACAAUCCACUCAUGCUGAUGCCCCGACUAGCUCAACUCAGUCACACGAUGACUGCACAGGGUACAGAAGAGGCUUAAAGGAAGGACGUAGCGGUGUUUGCCAUACGUUCAAGAGGCUCCAUCUUUUUGAAAACGAGGCCCCUAGAGGCAAACGAGCAUCAUGGUUGCUGAAAGCCAUUGAUAAAGAUGGCAAUAAGGACUCCACCGAGAUAGUAGAACUUCUCCUUGAGCUAGGGGCUGAUCCCAAUCAGUUAUCGUCCAACAUCGACUGCGAAAAACCUAUCUACCUUCCAUUGUGCUAUGCUGCAAGCACAGGAAAUGCGGCCAUCAUGGAACUGCUCAUCAAAAAGGGUGCAGAUAUCCGUGCCCGAGACAGCUCCGGUGACACUGUACUUCUACGCGCAGCGAGAUAUGGAAAGGACCCGUUGGUUAAGGUUCUACUAAACGCGCCGCAUAAUGCCGACAUCGAAGUACGAAGGGCGGACACAACUGACCGCAAAGGAUUUACUCCGCUGAUGAUGGCGGUCUAUUACGGCCACCUAAGUACGGUGAGGCUGCUGCUCGAAAAAGGAGCAAAUCGCGAAGUAGUGGAUGAAGCUGGGAACCCCCUGCUUCACGUCGCUAUUCGAAAGGGUAGACUGGAGAUUAUCAAGCAUCUUGUUGAAAAAGGCGUACAGGUUGCAACGGUCAACACGAAGUCUCACGAUACAACCCUACAUUGCGCAAUUCGGAAUGGAUCCAUCGAAGUCGUAAAAUACAUCAUUGAGAAAGGUCCUGCUUUGAUCAACACACCGAACAAGAAUGAAACUCCUCUGGCUUUGGCUGCGAGAGAGAAAAGGCUUGAUCUGAUCGAACCGUUGGUGAAAAAUGGAGCCAGGACGGAGGCAAAGGAUCACCAUGGUCGCACGCCACUCCAUAAUGCCGUCCUUGCUAAGGACAUGGAGAUGUUAAGGAGGCUGGUCAAGGUGGGCGCCAAGGUAGAAACCCACGAUACUGCUGGGCGAACCCCACUUCACAGCGCCGUUGUGGCGAAGGACGUUGCCAGUAUCAAAGUUUUAUUUGAGCUGGGGGCUAAAAUCGACUGCUCUGACAACAAUGGACAAACACCGCUCCACCAGGCCGUCAUGAGCGAAGACCUAGAGUCGGUGGGGACUUUACUCACCUUCGGACGCAAGAUAGAGAUGAAGGAUGGCGCUGGUAAAUAUCCAUUGCAAUAUGUUAUGGAAAUGCCCAAGUCAAAAGAAGCCUCGGCUCUGAACCUACUGCGCGAAUUUCUAAAGGUCCAUGAGAGAAAAAAACCGUUUCACAAUGGAUUCCACGCUUUGUCCAAAGCAACCCGUGAUGGCAGGCUGGUAUUGGUCCAAGAAAUCCUCAGGAGCGAUCCCGAACUCGUCACCUGGAGACCAUCAGCUGGCAAUGCUUUCCAACUGUCCCUACAUGAAGCGGUCAAAGCGAACAAAAUGGAAGUUCUCAAGGAGUUGUGCAUUUCAGCAAGAGACCUGUCAGCCAUCGACAUAAAGGACCAUCGAGGUAAUACAGCCUUACACCAAUCCAUCAUCAGCGACCGGCCCAGCAUGAUUCCUCUGUUGAUUCGCAAUGGCGCUAACAAGGAGCUCCCAUCGGGUGAAGCUGAUGGAUCGUUGCCUCCUCUGCACCUUGCAGCUCGCGAAAUGAACUUGAAGGCCAUAGAGGUGCUUUUGCGCAUGAAUGCAGAUGGGAAAAGGCGCAUACCGGGGGGUCCAAUUUGCGACCGGUGUAGUGAGAUGAGAGUGCCGCCACACGGGAGGAAUGCCAGAUGUAUCCUCCGCAACUUGGAUCCCAGCGUCCGCUUGAAACCCAAUUUCAGGUUGAUCGAAGACGCGCUACUAGCAGCCAUCAGAGCGUGA
Molecule: messenger RNA, 2532 nt
Organism: Cladophialophora bantiana CBS 173.52
Lineage: Eukaryota; Fungi; Ascomycota; Eurotiomycetes; Chaetothyriales; Herpotrichiellaceae
Exons: 2
Coding region: 1-2532 (843 amino acids)
Molecular function (GO): protein binding
Source: RefSeq, a predicted model, not a curated record